Ziziphus jujuba (common jujube) is the source of this 2940-nucleotide messenger RNA. RefSeq names its product linoleate 13S-lipoxygenase 2-1, chloroplastic. The transcript is spliced from 9 exons. Bases 87 to 2840 code for a protein of 917 amino acids. Lineage: Eukaryota; Viridiplantae; Streptophyta; Magnoliopsida; Rosales; Rhamnaceae. Gene Ontology annotation, molecular function: oxidoreductase activity, acting on single donors with incorporation of molecular oxygen, incorporation of two atoms of oxygen; metal ion binding; protein binding. Gene Ontology annotation, biological process: lipid oxidation. The record is from RefSeq and is a predicted model, not a curated record.
UACUCUUUGAAAGCAAAACAUAGUCUAUCACCCUCACCUUCUAGCUCUACUAGCUACUUCUUCUUCUCUCCUUCAGUAAAAUAAAAAUGAGCAACUAUCAGAUUCAGAGACUCAACAAUGCUCCAAUAUCCUUUUCUCUCUUACCAAAACUCCCUUCCAAUAAUAUCCUCAUGAUGAGGAACAAUGGUGCCAACCCGUUCCUCCAAUUCCUUCCCAAACACCAAAAUUUUCCUAGAAAAUAUAGGAAAAGUUGCAUACUUUGUAGUUCCAAAAAUGUAAAACCAGUUGAGUCACCAGCUGUGUCCAGGGUGAGUACUAGUAGUACUGUAGCAGACAAGGCAGUGAAAAUAAAGGCAACAGUAACAGUUCAGGCGACGGUGGGAGGGUUUUUCUCGAACAUUGGGAUCACACGGCCACUCGAUGAAAUUACUGAUUUGCUUGGAAAGACUUUCCUCUUGCAGUUUGUUAGCACAGAGCUCGAUUCUAAUUCAGGGCAGGAGAAGGAAACAAUUAAGAGUUAUGCUCAUAAAAUCAGCCAACAAAACGACGAAGUGAAAUAUGAGAGCAGCUUCACAAUCCCAGCAGGCUUUGGAGAAAUUGGAGCAGUUUUGGUGGAGAAUGAACACCACAAGGAGAUUCACCUCAAGAACAUAGUCCUCGAUGGCCUUCCAAAUGGCCCACUUAACUUUACAUGUAAUUCAUGGGUUCACUCCAAGCAUGACAACCCCAAAAAGAGAAUUUUCUUUGCCAACAAGUCCUACUUACCAUCAGAGACACCAAGUGGUUUGAAGAAGCUGAGGGAAUUGGAGCUGCAAAACCUGAGAGGCAAUGGAGAGGGAGAGAGAAAGACAUAUGAGAGGAUUUAUGAUUAUGAUGCAUAUAAUGACCUUGGAGAUCCUGAUAAAAGCAGUGAAUUGGCACGCCCAGUUCUUGGUGGAAAGCAACACCCAUAUCCUAGACGCUGCAGAACAGGACGUCCACACUGCAAAAAGGACACUUUGUCAGAAAAAAGAAGCAGCAGCGUGUAUGUGCCAAGGGAUGAGGCAUUCUCAGAGGUUAAGCAGCUCACAUUCGCUGCCAAGACAUUGCGAUCUGUGGUUCAUGCAUUGCUUCCUCAGAUUGAGAUUUCACUGCUUGAUCCUCACCUGGGAUUUCCAUACUUCACAGCUAUAGAUUCUCUGUUUAAUGAAGGGGUCACAAUGCCUAAGCCCAAAACCAAUGGCCUUUUUCAGUCUGUUUUACCCAGAUUAGUGAAGGCUAUUACCGAUGGGGAAGGAGAUCUUUUGCUUUUUGAGACUCCUGAAAUAAUUGAAAGGGAUAAAUUUGCUUGGUUCAAAGAUGAAGAAUUUUCUAGGCAAACUUUAGCUGGUCUAAACCCAUAUUGCAUACAAUUAGUUACUGAAUGGCCAUUGAAAAGUAAACUAGACCCACAGAUCUAUGGCCCACCUGAAUCAUUGAUCACUACAGAACUAGUGGAACGCGAGAUUAGAGGAAUCAUGACCGUCAAUGAGGCCUUGAAAAGAAAGAAGCUGUUUAUGUUAGAUUAUCAUGAUCUAUUCAUGCCUUAUGUGAACAAAGUAAGAGAGAUUGAAGGAACAACCUUAUAUGGUUCCCGAACGCUCUUCUUCCUCACAGAGGAAGAAACACUAAGGCCUAUUGCUAUUGAACUCGCUAGACCACCCAUUGAUGACAAACCACAAUGGAAGCAAGUUUUCACUCCCACUUGGGAUGCUACUGGUUGCUGGUUAUGGAGACUGGCUAAAGCUCAUGUCUGUGCACAUGACUCUGGCUAUCAUCAGCUUGUCAUUCACUGGUUAAGAACUCACUGUUGCACUGAGCCAUACAUAAUAGCAACAAACAGACAAUUAAGCGCAAUGCAUCCAAUCUACAGACUAUUACAUCCUCAUUUUCGAUACACAAUGGAAAUCAAUGCAUUUGCUAGGGAGAGCCUCAUCAAUGCUGGGGGAAUCAUAGAGUCCACCUUCUCACCGGGAAAGUAUUCAAUUGAGCUCAGUUCAGCUGCUUAUGACCAGCUAUGGCGUUUCGACAUGGAAGCUUUGCCAGCAGAUCUCAUUAGAAGAGGAAUGGCAGUUGAGGAUCCAACAGCAGAGCAUGGUUUGAAGCUAACAAUCAAAGAUUACCCAUUUGCCAAUGACGGUCUAAUCCUCUGGGACGCCAUUAAACAAUGGGUCAGUGACUAUGUGACCCAGUACUACCUAGAACCAACCAUGGUUGAAUCCGACAAGGAGCUUCAAUCAUGGUGGACAGAAAUUAGAACAAAAGGUCACGAAGACAAAAAAGACGAGCCAUGGUGGCCAAUCCUCAAAACACCAAAAGAUCUAAUCCAAAUCCUGACCACCAUGAUCUGGGUCACAGCAGGACACCAUGCGGCAGUGAACUUCGGUCAGUACACGUACGCCGGGUAUUUCCCCAACAGACCCACCAUAGCUCGGACCAACAUGCCAACAGAGAACCCAUCUGAGGAAAAUUUCCGACACUUCUUGAAAAAACCAGAAGUGGCUCUGCUAAUGUGCUUCCCAUCUCAGAUCCAAGCGACGAAAGUGAUGGCGGUGCUGGACGUGUUGUCGAACCAUUCGCCGGACGAGGAGUAUCUGGGUGAGAACAUGGAGCCGUCUUGGGAAGAAAACGAUGCCAUCAGAGCCGCUUUCGAGAGGUUCAAUGGGAGGUUGAAGAAGCUCGAAGAGGUUAUCGAUGAGAGGAAUAGCGAUUUGCGUUUGAAAAACAGAGCUGGUGCUGGGGUUGUUCCGUACGAGCUUCUGAAGCCAUUUUCCAAGGCUGGGGUGACUGGCAAGGGAGUCCCUAACAGCAUUUCUAUCUAAAGUAUCUACCAUAUUAAUUUGGGUGAAUUUUAUGAAUUCAAAAUCUACGAUGUCCCAAACUAAGAAUAUAUAUAUAUAUAUAUAUAAUGAUUGGAAUAAA